GGGCUCCUGAGCAUGUCGGCGCGCCUCCCCCUUGCUGACGUCAAACCCUAGGACACCCCGUUGGCAGCCCAACCCCGCGUGCAAUGCUCUGAACUCUUAACAUCAGCAUCUUACAAAUGCGGCGACCCUGCAGGGGUGCAACCCUGCUACUGGGCUGCCUCUGCCUGUGCGCUGCAGUGCCGCACCAGCCGCCCGCAACCCAGGGCAGAGCGGACGCCCUCGUGCUCGCCCUGCAAUGGCCGCCCGCCCGCCUCCAGGGCAAUCCCCUGCUGUCAGCAGAGUACGGCGGUGCCAUGGCAGAGGGCAGGGUGGCCAGCUCGUGGACCAUCCAUGGCUUGUGGCCUAGCAGUGGGAACGGCCCCACGUACUGCGGGCCAUCGGGCGGGAAGCGCACCCGCGCCAUUCGGCACCCAGGCGCUGAGCCUGCCCUGGUUCCCACUGCAUUAGUGCCCUCGCUCAACUACAUGUGGCCUGACAUCACGCCAGGGCAGCCCAUCACUAGCAGCGGCGGGCAACCGCUCAGCAUCUGGCAAGAAGAGUGGGCCACACACGGCACCUGCUACAGCAGCGACAGCGCUACCUACCUUUUGGAUGCGGUGCGGGUGGCAGUGGGCAUCAGGAACUUGACGGAUGUGCUGGCAGGCGCUGGCAUUGUGCCAUCUGCCUCUCGUCCCUACCGAGUGGGCGCCAUCAAGCGGGCCAUCUCAGCAGCGCUGGGGGACGCGCUGCCGCCGGGCCAGGGCCUAGUAUGCCGUCUUCCCGACGCUGGGGGUAGCUCGCUGCCCCACCUUGCCGAGCUGCGGCUGUGCAUCGACAGGGCCACUCUGGCACCCGCCGACUGCAACGCUUUCUUCCCGCCCUUUACUACCCGCAACAGGCAAGCUGCGGCUCAGACAAUCCUCAGCGAGAUAAUCGAUCUAGAGGAGAUUGCCAAAGUGGACCGCGGCAUCGCGGCUGUGGCGGGGGAGCUGGGCUAUGGCAUGGGCAUCAAGGGUGGUAUCGCCCGCAAGAUACUCAAAAUUCUGCAUGGGACCCCAGAGCCCGCCACCGACGAUUUCGACAUCGACUGCGUCCUGAUUGCGGAGGCUGGGUUGACACCCGAGGAGGAAACCGAGCUGCGCAAGACGGUUACAGGCAUGCAACUGGGCCACCUGAUUCUGGAACCCAAAGAUGUCGAGGUCCUCAGCAAGGAAGGCCUUAAGAGUUACUGGAUACAUCGCGACAUCUGCCUCAAUGAAGUGCUGCUGCUGCGCCUCUCUCCUGGAGCCCCGCUCACGUUGUUCUACUCCGACAACGCGCUGUAUGAUGCCAAGCACUCCAUCAUCCGCUCCAUACCGCAUGCCCUCAAGUCUGACUUCACCGAGUGCUGGACCUUGGAUGGGGCGCAGCCCAUCCUGUCCCCCAAGCACGUCGCCAGGACCAUCCUGCGCUAUUUUAAAGGGCACGGAGCGAGCUACCAACUGGGAGAAGACACCUGGGCAUACUACAGGCGGAAUAAGUUGCAGCCCAUCACACUCUAUCAGGUGGGUGUGACGACAUGCUGUCAUGCUGUUGCGUGUUGCUACUGAUUGCUGCCAUACUGGACUGGCCGGCCCACAGAUUCUGCGCGCCGUCCACGCUGAUGAUGUGGCUUAUAGGGCUGUGGUCGCGCAUCUGAUUGAUGUCGGACUGCUGUCAGGCUCAGAGGUGCGGCGCAAGGGCGGGUUUGAUGGGCUGUGGGGAUCCACCCUGAAGGAGGUGAACGACAAGCUGGCACAGUAUGGUGGCCGGUUGUCUCUGGACGAGCUGGAUGUGGAGGCAGUGGAGAGGUGGGUAACUGAGAAGAAGGCAAGGAUGCGCAGUCUGCCCUACCGGCAGCGCGACCGUGCCUCUCGCACCGGCUACAUCCCAGCAGAUGAGGACACCCUGUCCCUGGGCCUCAUCACCUUCCCCUCAGAGUACCUGGAGUUCGUUGAUGGCGAGGGCGGGCUGUGGGAUCCCGAGCACCCAGCAGGCUCACCGCCGCCUGCCGGCAAAGGCAAGGCAAACCAGCUGCGGCAGCCUUCAAGGCAGCCAAUUCCUGGUACAGGCUUGGAGGAGCCGCUUCUGUCCUCUGCGCUGCUGCCUCCUGGGGAGCGUCCGCUGCGCGGCAAGGCCACGCCGGCCUCCAGCGUGCGGCAUGCCAUGUCAGCAUUGUGGCAAGGGGGUGGGGGCGGGGGCCUGCCCCCGACUGGAAGCGAGGUGCAGUUUGUGCUAGCGCAGACGCUCUUGGGUGCCGCGCCGGCGGUGUCUCCAGAUGAGAACCGGCUGGGAAUGGCAUGGGAGGUUGACCCUCAGGAGUACACCGCAGACGCGGCUGCCCGGGAGGAGGACAAGGAGGACGGUCCUGCCAGGGAGCCGCUCUCGGAGAUGGCCCGCCCCGCCUCGCGCUACUCAAGCGCCGAAACCAUCCACUUCAUGUGCCGCAUCGGGAUGGCGGCCUGGCCCCUCCUGGUCCUGUCAUCGGUUCUGGUUGUCGCCUCGGUUGGCCUGCACUUGUAUCAGCUGCGUGUUCAGAGCCUCAUCCUCAACCUGGCUCUUGCCGGGGACAGCCCGGCUUUCAUGGAGAAGAUUGUGCUGCUGGCCAAGGUCUGCAUCGCGUAUGUCACCGCCAACUGGCUGUCCAGCCUGGCGCUGCAGCUCUAUCUGCGCCAGGCCAUGCAGCAGCUGUACACAGGUCUAUUCCAGCACGUCCUCUUCCAAGACUCGACGUUCUAUGAUCGCAUCUCCGCCUCAGAACUGGCCAUGCGCUGCGGAGUGGACAUGAUGAACCUGCGUGUGCUGGUGGGGUUCCUGGUGCAGAAGAUGGUCAAGGGGCUGACCCAGGUCAUCGCAGGCGUGGUGCUCCUGGCUUCUUUUGCCUCUCCAGCACUGGGCUGGGGCUUUACUGCCGUGAUUGGCGCGGCGGUGUGGGUCAGCGUUGGCGAGCUGUUCCUGGUGUCGCUGUUCAUCCGCGCCCGCCACCGCAUCGCAAGGUCUGCGCUGGGCCGCCUGUAUGGCUUCAGCUACGACGUCUUCUCCUCCAUACAUGGGGUCAUCUCCAUGGCCCUGCAGCGCAGCUUCGCCGACUCGUAUGGCUACCUGGCGGCCUCCUACUUCCAUGCAGCCAUGGUUCUGGCAAUGUGGGUGGCCAGCCACGAGUUCUUCCUGGAAACGCUGUUCUCGGCCGGUGUCACAGUUGGCCUCAUGUACAUCGGCGGUUCCCACGUCCUGGCCGGCACCCUCAGCGUGGGUGCCCUGUACGCCAUGCUGCGGUACACGGCGGUGGUCGAGUCAGGUUACACUGCGCUUUCGGAGGGCGUGGCGCGCUUCUAUGCCUCCUAUGGGAGCCUUGAGCAUGUGAUUGAUCUGCAAAAGCGCGGACAACUCACCAACCGCGGCAAGGCUGCAGUGCUGGAGGCACUGGAGCGGGAGGAUGCCAACAGACAGCCUCAGCAGGAGGCUGGCGAGGGCCUUGGCGAUGCCGGCGGCAGUGGGCCCUGGCCCAACUGGACUCGCCGGCUGACGGCGGCAAGCUGGGCGGGCGGGGUGCGGUGCCGAGAUGUCAUUUACGGCUACAAGGGCAGGCCCGGCAACGUCCUGUUUGCAUUCAACCUGGAUGUGCCGGCUGGGGAAUUGGUGCUCGUGACGGGUGCGCCAGCAUCGGGGCGCUCGACGCUGCUGCACCUGCUGCACUUGGACAUCAUUGCGGGCGGCGGCAGCGUUCAAUUCCUGACCACGGCCGGCACAUGGCUGACCUACCAAACCACGUCCACGGACCGCUACGACAUGCAACAGUGCAUGGGCUACGUGUCUCCGCAGUCCUGCAUCGAGGCAGUGUUCUACGCCACAGUGCAGGAGAACAUGGUGUGCGGGUGCUCUGUGGCCUGCCUGCCCAGCGUGGUGGAUUGCCAAGAGGCGGCAGCUGUUACGGGCCUGGAUGCCGACGUGGCGCAGAUGCCAGAUGGCUACCAGACACUGGUGGGCGAGGCAAGCCGCGUGGACUUGGCGAUCAUGGCCCGCCUGCGUCUGGGCAUUACACGCCUGCUGCUGCUAGACGCGCCUCGCCUCGUGCUCAUCGAUGAUGCCGACCGCUUCCUCACGGCUGUGCCCCGUCUCCCAGAGGUGGUGGGGCGGCUGAAGCAGGCAGGCGCGUCGGUGGUGCUCACCGCCAGCUCGUCCAGUGCGGAUGCCCUGCGGGCUGCUCUGCCAACUGACAUGCACCACCUGGUCUUGGAGCGUGGCAGGCUGCGGCCGGCAGUUUGAUGAUGAUGAGUGGUCACUUGUAUUGUAUUUCAGUGAUCUGAAUGCUCAUUCUUGAGUUGUGAGAUGUGCAUGUGAAAGGAAUGUGGC
Chlorella variabilis is the source of this 4350-nucleotide messenger RNA. RefSeq lists its product as hypothetical. The record is from RefSeq and is a predicted model, not a curated record. Gene Ontology annotation, cellular component: membrane. Lineage: Eukaryota; Viridiplantae; Chlorophyta; Trebouxiophyceae; Chlorellales; Chlorellaceae. Gene Ontology annotation, biological process: transmembrane transport. Gene Ontology annotation, molecular function: ATP binding; ATPase-coupled lipid transmembrane transporter activity; ABC-type transporter activity. The transcript has 27 exons. Bases 1546 to 4263 code for a protein of 905 amino acids.